GUUAAAGUGAGUGUAUCUGUUCCGGGUUGGGAAUGGGCAUGUCAGAAAUUACCUGUGGAAUGCUGCAGGAAUGUCUGCCGAAGUGGACAGCCGUGCCUCGGAGUCCCCUCGUCAGUGCAAUGACGUGUCGUCGUCAUCUAGAGCCUCUGGGCCGCAGGAUCAGGAUGACCGCUACAACAUGUCUGGAGUAAGGAAGGCCUUCAUCCUCUGCGUCACAGAGGAGAGACCAGGGGCCACAACAGAUCUGAUUAAUCUUCAGAAAUCUUUGCAAAGUUUGGGUUUCGAGGUGUCUGAGUGUAUCAACCCGACUGGCAAGGAAAUCUUCUCCUCCCUGGAGAAGUACCGAGACAGCAUUAAGGAUGAAGUCUGCUGCUCCUUCGUGUUCAUUCUGGCGCACGGGUCCGAGGGCAAGGUUAGGGGUUCUGACGGUGAAGAGGCUGACCUUGAGGAGAUCUUCGACAUGUUCAACAACGAGGAGUGUCUUCAUCUGCAGCAGAAACCCAAGGUGUUCGUCAUCCAAGCCUGCCGAGGAGUUAAGCGAGACCUUGAAUGUGACCUGGCCGGCUUCCGCGCUUUGUCUGAGAAACUCCCGAUGGUUUCGGACACCUUUGUCGUGUAUCCCUCACGACCAGGUUACGUGGCCUAUCGGAACACAGACCAGGGAUCAUACAUGAUCACAUUCAUGACAGAGGUCUUCAAAAGCCACGGGAACCAGGAGCAUCUGUGAACCGACGGAUGGUGACUGAACAAUACAAAGCAUACAAGACCACUCUGGUGAUGGAAUCGACCCUGACCAAAUCCGUCUACCUCAAACCCACCUGAUGCUGAAGAUUGACACUGAGUUGACUCCACUCUGUGUCAGAACAGCUCUGGAUUGUAAUCACAUGCAGCUUCACUCAGUCACACAGAUUCAAUGUCAGUUCCAAUUGAUUUUCUCUCCCUCCCUCCUUGCCCCCACUCUCACAAACUCACACAAUCUCUCUCACACAAACACACUCUGUCUGACACAGUUAUAGAGCACCACAGCACUGAAACAGGUCCUUCAGCCCAUCUAGUCCAUGCCAGUUUGUUCUGCCUAGUCCCAUCUAUGAUAACAUUGAAAUGACGCUGAAAACUGUUAUUUUAAGAUGCUCCUCUGCCCCCUCCCAACACUCAUGAUGGGAUUUUGGGUCUUCGGCACAGAGACUGCUAUUCAAUCGUACACAUGUACACAGCGUUCCUCUGGGACCAAGGAACAAAAUGCAGUCCCUCGACACAUCCAGCACAUAAAAUAGUUUUAACAUUAUACCCCGUUAAACCUCGACCGUUCCACUGAACACACUUCCUCAGGCUCACUUCCGCUCACUCCUGUUUCGCUCUGAGAGCUCGGGCCCCUGUCGAUUUGGGUGGACGUCCUGCAUCGAGUAAUAAUGAAGACUGGCAAUAAAUCGGAAUAUUUUAAUCUGAUGCAGAACUUUCUGACCAUUUAUUCACUUCUGGGGUCUUGACGUCUCAAAAGUUUCCCCACUCAGCUGCCUCCUCACCCUGGAACCACUGUGGGGAAGGGGCUCCCAUUGUGCUAUUGUAGAGGGAGUUUGAGCAGCCAGACCCAUCGCUGAUUAUAUAUUCCCAGAAAGGAUGGUGGACCACUAUUUGCUGGAAUUUUACGGAAUGGGGGAGGUGCUGGGAGGGUCUCAUUGAAACCUGCACUGAACAAUAGUAUUUUUUGAAAGUGUUGCUUCCUCUGACAUUUUCUAUGAUUAUACUGAACCGCUUGCAGGUGAACUCAAAUAUAAUUUCAGACCACUUGUAUCACAUAGGAAUUUGGAGAAACAGGGAAUUAACUUUAUUGAAUGAUGACAUCUGUUAGUCUCACGAGACCAUGGAUCGGUGCCUUGAAAGUCUUUCUCUCUCCAGGGUGCAGGUCUGGGCAGGGUUGUAUGCAAGACCAGCAGUUGCCCAAGCAGCAAGUCUCCCCUCUCCAUGCCACCGAUGACGUCCAAGGGAAAGGCAAGGGCCGAUACAGCUUAGGGACUCCAGCUCCAGAUUUGUCCUCAGGGUUUACUCCCGAAGCCUUUCCCAUAAGUGGGUAUGGCUGCAAGGCAGUGGAGGUUUGAAGUCAGAGAUUUCCCUCAUUUAACUGUCAUUCAUACUUUGGGGCACUCCUGUUUUUGUUGAUGUUUGUGAAGAAAAAGAAUUUCAGGAUGUAUUUUGUAAACAUCUCUCUGACAUUAAGUGUACCGAUUGAUAUUCAAACUCGCUCCCUCACUUUAGGACUCGAUCACACUCCAGCACUCCCUCACUCAAUUCUUCCAUUCUGAGGCUGUGUCCUCUGGUCCUAGACUCCUUCACUGUAAGUGACAUCCUCUCCACCAACCUUAACACUUACAAUCUUUGAUAAAACGAGACAGGAAAGAUCCUGCUUCCUGAAUAUUUACGGGUGAAUCAUGGAUUUUGGGCUGCUGAUCAUGAAAAUCACCAUUAAAAUGUUCCGAUCACACACCAUUUUAAGAAAUCACCUAUAUAUUGUUAUUUCGAUUCAUAAUUCAAAUCAGCACAACUGAUGCCAAGAGGCAUUUGUUGUUGGUCCACAAAUCAAACAGGUCGUCAGUCUCAGGCCAUUCGAAGAACUUCCAGUGGGACCGGAGAAAAUCCAACAUUCAAGGCUGUUGUUGGAAGUUUCCUUGGCAACCACAGAACACAAACUACCUUCAACUGGCCGACAACGUGCUUCAAGAGUACAAAACCGUGGAGUGCAACGUCACUAAAGAUACAUUUCCUGCUUUCCCAUUUAGACUUCUUCCCGGCCGAUCUUGUCACUGUCAGUGACGAGCACGGUGAAAGGUUUCACCAGGACAUUGUGGUAUCAGGGCAACGGGAAUCCAUCAAUGCUGGCUGAUUGUUGUUGGAAACUUCAGCGAGAAGCCUCAGACACGGAACACAAACGAAAAUCAUCAACAAAACAUUUUUAGCUUAUUUAGUUGAUCAGUGCCGUUAUACAAUUAAACAUGAAAGUGGUUCUGAGGUUGUCAAGCCGAGGAGUGGUAGUGGGGACAAGCUCCCUUGGCAGCUUGGUAACAUUGCAGGAGUUUCCAGAGCAAGGAUGAAGGCAACCCCAAAGCCCCCCCAGCUCCCCCUCCCAUGCAUAAACAGCAGGCUCACUCUCUCUCUCUCUCCCUGAUAAGGGAAAAAAAGGUGUCCCCGUUUUACAGCGACAGGGGAGAUGUAACAAACAAUUCACUGAUUCAUGGUGUUAAAAUUGAGCUGCAAACAUCCUCUGAGGUCGGGAGAGUGGAACUGCCCCAGUAAAAGGGCUUUUCCUCUUUAAAAACUCUCUGGCACAGGCUUCCUGUCAUUGUCCGACACGGUGGACAUUCCAGCAAAUGGUUCAUUUCGCAGCUUGCCACAGCAGACAGCCGGCCGCUCUCGUGAUGUUUGGUUGAUGCUGAGUGUCAGCUCAAUCAGGUGAGAGUGGGCAGUCGCGCAGAACGUGU
Hypanus sabinus (Atlantic stingray) is the source of this 3473-nucleotide messenger RNA. Its product is annotated as caspase-14-like. Gene Ontology annotation, molecular function: cysteine-type endopeptidase activity. Gene Ontology annotation, biological process: proteolysis. The transcript has 7 exons. Bases 71 to 727 code for a protein of 218 amino acids. Lineage: Eukaryota; Metazoa; Chordata; Chondrichthyes; Myliobatiformes; Dasyatidae. The record is from RefSeq and is a predicted model, not a curated record.